Messenger RNA from Venturia canescens, 3144 nucleotides. RefSeq lists its product as uncharacterized. The transcript is spliced from 3 exons. The record is from RefSeq and is a predicted model, not a curated record. Lineage: Eukaryota; Metazoa; Arthropoda; Insecta; Hymenoptera; Ichneumonidae. Bases 265 to 2250 code for a protein of 661 amino acids.
UCUGAUACUUUUUCGCUGACUCGCCUUCAGUACACACGUACAAUCAGAUCGUUGCAUCUCUAAUAGAAAUAUGUUGAAAAAUUUAGAGCGUUGAUUUUUGUGCUUGUGAUAUCAGCUCUGCUAAUUAUAGCAUGUGAACUUAUUUCAACGGAUUGGGAAACUGCAGCCAAUUAUAUUAUUAAAACCAACUGAUGGACAGUGCAUCGUUGAUGAACGCUCCGUGAAUAUCCGAGUGAAGGUGCAUUCAAUAUCAACUCCUACAACAUGAAUGAGCGAAUCUUUUUGCUAGUGGCAUUGGCUCUGCCGGUAGUAACGAUCGUGUUUGUUGAUGGGAAGUUAAUGCCAGUACAGCAAAAAUCAUCAGAUCUUGGUUCAAUAACGGCAAAAGUGUUGAAAUCGUGUUACGAGGAGCGUCUCAACGUAAUUGGCCUGGCCGGACAAAUAUCCGAUUCUUUUAUCUCUUCAAUUUCAUCCGGCGAUCCAUUAAGUAUAGUCCUGCUCAACAGCGAGAAAGAGUCAGUCGAAAGUGAAAAAGUCUCGAGAUGGUCCCGACACAAAUUGCAGGUUUUCGCGGUUAUGGUCCCGUCGUCACUCGAGCUGGAGCGCGCCCUCGUUCAUAUCAAGCAAUCUCGAUGGUGGAAUCACAUGGCCCAAUUUUAUAUAAUCGAUUCAACCGAUGGGGAAAUAGGCUGCUCGGGAGCGUUUGAAUUUUUGUGGAGAGCAUGGACGACGAACAUACUCGGAGCGAAGUUUGUGUGCAAUGACGGUGUUAAAGGACCAUUCAUUUACGCUUUCAACCCAUACACCAAGUCUGCCCCAAGUCCUUGGAGGUUCACCAAGAGUUACAAAGGAGUAAACGAUCAUCCCUGGGCUCUGUUCAAGCGAAAAUUCAACAAUAACGAGAAUAUUUGCAAAAAUAUUGAUUUCGAUCAGACGAGAAAUGCAGGAGGAUAUGAAGUUCGCUAUGCAAUGUCACAGCAUGAGAUGCCCCCGAAAGGCAGCAAGGCUACCACGUUUGUUCGCUUCGCAGCGAUAGAUAAAUACUUGCACAUGAUGUCGCAUUACAUGAAUAUUUCGUUAAAAACAUUGCUUUAUUCUCGAGGUGAAUCUUUGGGGUUUCUUGAUAACGAGGGCAAAGGCCACGGAAUGUUAUCAGAUCUUACCAACGGUCGGGCUGAUCUGAUUUCGCGCUACAUAGCGCAGCAAUCCAUACCGGAACUACCUGCGACUUAUCCAAUUGUGUACGGGAAAUAUUUUGCCGUGACCCAGAAUACAGCUUACAUUUCGCAAUGGCAUAAAAUCGUUUCCAUCCUAGAUGUUUACUCGAGGAUCGGCUUGCUCGUCGUUUGCAUACUGACUGUGAUGUUUUUGAGAUACGCUUUGGGCCAAUCGUUUAUGAUAGCGAUCCUGAAUAUUUGGCGGUUGAUUUGUAACUCGUGCUUAACCAAAUUGCCCAAUAACCUGGGCCCGAGGAUUUAUCUGGCUUGUUUAUUAAUCUUUGUCGUGGUGCUCCAGGGUGUAUAUCAGGGAAAAUGGGCGGCUCUCAUGACCAGGCAAAUUCGUUAUCCGAACAUCAAUAAUAAGCGUGAUCUAAUCGAUUCGGACUACGUUAUUUACGGACGCAUCAAUGAUAGCUUGGUCUUUAGCAAUCCGGCCUUCAAUAACCGCUACGUCGGCAUAAACUAUGACAAUGAAAGCUGUAUAGAUUAUCUAUUACAGAACUCAUCCAUCGCUUGUGUCAGUGGAAGGAGCUACUUGCUCAAGAGCGUUAUCAAAUUGAAGCUUCAUAUGUCUCACAAUCAGUACCCAGUUCACGAGUUUGCUCUGAGUCAACCAGUCAGACCGGACUGGCCUAUGCAAGAAAAGUUGAAUUGGCUAAAUCUCCGUUACGUCGAAUCUGGUAUUUUCGACCAUGUUUACGAGACUACUUAUGGCGAGGAUGAACGCAUUUUGGAUUUUCGACGGUAUGAGGAGAAUGACGAUAGUCCCAAGGUUAUAUUUCUUAAGGACUUGGAUUUCGCAUUCGUCAUCUUCGCGAUCGGAAUGGGAUCUGCUCUCGUGAGCUUUGUUGUUGAAUUGUAUGUCGGACGAGGCCGUUCGUCGAGGGCAAAGGAUCGAAGACGUAGUCGAAUCUUGCCGAUGACAUUUUCUAAAACGAGAGGCCUGGUGACGAAACGUCAGCACACUUCUCGCUUGAACCACUUGAGAUGUCUUCAGGACCCUUCGCUUCGUUUCGACUCAAGGCAAUGAAGCUCUUUGCUCGAGGGCCAAGGGCACAAGCGUCUUGGCGAAAACAGCCCAAGGCAGAUCCGGACGAGACGCAAAGUGGAACGCACCACUGACCAGCCCACGGAUAUCGCUGUUCUUAAGAUAGUUCACCGCACUAAAGUCAACAAAAUUAAUCAACUACUUCGUAGUCCGGAGUUUGCUUACACAAUGGAGAAAAAAGUUUCAAUCAUUUCUGAAAAAUUGACAUGGUUGCUCCUCUCAAUUUUGAGACUCCUUCUGCAUCGAUUCUUUUCAUUUUUUGCGCAACAGUAUUUCUCACUUUUGUCUGUACUUCUGAAAAUAUUACACGGUUUAUGAAUUGAGAUGAAUAUUUCAAUGCGCACGAUGCUCUGGCAGUUGGAACAGAGCUUGCGACAGCCAAGAUAAUUUGAAAGAUUUUGAAGAUAAAAAGGGGUACUCAUGGGAGAAAGAAAGCCUCGUAAUUUUGAAAUUAAAAUACCUUUUUUAGCGUAACACCGAAUGAAUGUACAACGUCGUAGGCGAGAAACAGCGUGCUAUAAUUUUGUCCGCAACUCCGCUGAGAUAAGACACGAGAUGAAAUCCCAUUUUACUAUUCUAAUUACCACACCCCUUUCUUCAUGGUACAUUAUACUUUUUUUAUAAAGUGAAAUUAAGAACGUUUAUAACUACGAGUGUUGUGGAGAGAAAAUUUAAAUCAUUUUCAAUUCCGUUAAGCGGGUUGCUUAUGAAUAUCUAGUCAAAAUCUCUCGUCAAAUGAGUUUUUUUAAACUUCAAACGCCGCGAGCGUAACAGUUUGAAUAUUGAAAUAGUAUACUCGUCUAUGUGUGCGAUUAAAAUUAACGUUUCAUUGUAACCGACGUAUACUUGAGUGCCGUCAAUAAAAGAUGAAAUAAU